AUGGCCGACAUCAAAGAAAAAGACGCCGAGGCACCCCAAGACGCACACCAAGAAGCCGUCGACGCCGAGAUGGAGGACGCACAGGACCUCAAGGCCGACCGCGCGCUGAACGAAGCCGCCAUGGACAGCGAGCUGCAGCAGCUGGAGGAGCAGCUGCAGGCACUGCCCAAGCCGCGGUUCGAGUUCACCCCGUCCAACCCGGCUCUCUUUACUUGGAUCCUGGUGGGAUUCGCCUCGCUGGGUGGUCUGCUCUCGGGUCUUGACCAGUCGCUCAUCAGCGGCGCCAAUCUUUCUCUCCCCAAGGCCCUGCACUUGGAUGACUCGCAGCUGAGUCUGGUCAAUGCCGGCAUGCCGCUCGGCGCUGUGGCUGGUGCUCUGCUCCUCUCGCCGGCGAACGAGUAUCUGGGUCGUCGUAUGGCUAUCAUCGUGUCUUGUAUCUUGUAUACCGUCGGUGCGGCCCUGGAGGCUGGCGCGAUCAGCUUCGGUAUGAUGUUUGCGGGCCGGUUCAUUCUCGGCGCUGGUGUUGGUUUGGAGGGUGGUACCGUGCCGGUGUAUGUGGCGGAGUGUGUCCCUAGCCGUAUCCGCGGUAACCUCGUCUCACUAUACCAGCUCAACAUUGCCCUGGGCGAAGUACUCGGCUACGCCGUAGCAGCCAUCUUCUUCGACGUCAAAGGAAACUGGCGCUACAUCCUCGGCUCGUCGCUGGUCUUCUCCACGAUCCUGCUGGUGGGCAUGCUCUUCCUACCGGAGAGCCCGCGGUACCUGAUGCACAAGGGCCACGAGGUCGCCGCGUACGGGGUGUGGAAGCGCAUCCGCGGGUUCGGCGACUACGACGCCAAGGACGAAUUCCUGGGCAUGCGGCAGGCCGUGACGACCGAGAGCGAGGAGCAGGCGGCCACGAAGCGCUUCGCUUGGCUGGACUUCUUCACUGACGGCCGCGCGCGCCGCGCCAUGAUCUACGCCAACAUCAUGGUCUUCCUGGGCCAGUUCACCGGUGUCAACGCGGUGAUGUACUACAUGUCCGUGCUGAUGUCCAACAUCGGCUUCGACGACCGCACCUCGGUCUUUAUGUCGCUCGUCGGCGGCGGAUCACUGCUGAUCGGCGCUAUCCCUGCCGUGCUGUACAUGGAGAAGUUCGGCCGCCGCUACUGGGCCAACGCUAUGCUGCCGGGCUUCUUUAUCGGGCUGGUCCUCGUCGGCGUCGGCUACACCAUCGACUACAACGUGUACCCCGCCGCCGCCGAGGGCUUGUAUCUGACAGGCAUUAUCUUGUAUAUGGGCUUCUUCGGCUCGUACGCGUGCCUGACCUGGGUGAUCCCCGCCGAGGUGUUCCCGACGUACCUGCGAUCGUACGGCAUGACCACCGCCGACGCGAACCUCUUCCUGUGCUCGUUUAUCGUCACUUACAACUUCACUCGCAUGAUGAACUCCAUGACCCGCAUCGGGCUGACUCUCGGCUUCUACGGCGGUAUUGCCGUGCUGGGCUGGUUCUAUCAGAUCAUUUUCAUGCCGGAAACGAAGAACAAGUCGCUUGAGGAGAUCGAUGAGCUCUUCUCGCGCCCGACUUCUGUCAUCGUUAAGCGCAAUCUGAAGCAAACUGCGCAGGUGAUCCGGGAUUUGUCGCGUCUUCGUCUGAAGAGGGUGUUUUCGCCUGAGCCGUACAACUAA
This is a messenger RNA of Penicillium alfredii, 1668 nucleotides long. Its product is annotated as putative MFS sugar transporter. The record is from RefSeq and is a predicted model, not a curated record. Gene Ontology annotation, biological process: transmembrane transport. The coding region runs from base 1 to 1668 and encodes 555 amino acids. NCBI's taxonomy places the organism in Eukaryota, Fungi, Ascomycota, Eurotiomycetes, Eurotiales, Aspergillaceae. Gene Ontology annotation, molecular function: myo-inositol:proton symporter activity. The transcript is spliced from 2 exons. Gene Ontology annotation, cellular component: membrane.